This is a messenger RNA of Ananas comosus (pineapple), 981 nucleotides long. Its product is annotated as NDR1/HIN1-like protein 10. The transcript has a single exon. The record is from RefSeq and is a predicted model, not a curated record. Gene Ontology annotation, biological process: defense response to other organism. Bases 127 to 804 code for a protein of 225 amino acids. Lineage: Eukaryota; Viridiplantae; Streptophyta; Magnoliopsida; Poales; Bromeliaceae.
UGAUCCUCAUAUCCUAUCCUCUCCAAACCCAUUAAUCAACAUCUCUCUCUAAUUAGUUAUCUCCUCUUUAGUUCGCACAGAUUCUCUCUCUCUCUCUCUCUCUCUCUCUCUCUCUCUCUCUCAAUUAUGGCUGACGCGAAGCAAGCCAACCUAAGCGGCGCCUACUACGGCCCGCCGAUCCCCCCGCAGAACACGUACCGCAGCGUCGGCCGCAGCUCCGGCUGCAACCCCUGCGCCUGCCUCUUCUGCACCCUCUUCAAGCUCAUCUUCUCCAUCGUCGUCAUCCUCGGCAUCAUCGUCCUCGUCGUCUGGCUCGUCAUCCGCCCCUACGGCCUCAAAGCCCACGCCGAGUCCGCCGCCCUCACGCAGUUCGCCCUCUCCUCCUCCAACACCCUCGACUUCAACCUCACCGUCGACAUCGCCGUCCGCAACCGCAACAAGAGGAUCGGCAUCUACUACGACUACAUCGAAAGCCAAGCGUUCUACGACGGCGACCGCUUCGGCUUCGAGCUGCUGCCGCCCUUCUACCAGGGCCACAAGACGACCAGCGAAAUUAAGCCCGUGUUCCAGGGGACGCAGCUGAUGCUCGGGAACUCGGUUUCGACGACCUACAACACAGAAAAAGGUAAAGGGUUUUACAACGUCGACGUGAAGGUGUACACUAAGCUCAGGCUCAAGAUAUGGAUCUUUAAGAUUCACCAUGUUAAUCCCACGAUUAAGUGCACUUUGAGCUUACCUGUUCCCAGCAACACGAGCUCAACGUCCACGGUGAAUUUGGGGACCGAUUGUGACGUGGACUACUAAUUAAUACGUAAACAUAUAUAUUAGCUAUAUAUAUUUCUAUUUGUUGAUUCUUUUUGUUUUUUCGCUUAUUUUAUGAGAGAGUAUUUAUUUAUAUAUAUGUUGGUUGUAUGGAGAUAUUUGUACACUUUUUUGUAUAUUUACAGCACGAGAUGAGUGAAUAAAUUGAUGUUUUAUUAA